UUAAAAUGUAUACCAAGAGAACCACCAAAGCAAUCUUGUGCUUACUUCUUUGUUUGAUAAUAACACCUUCUUUCGCAAUGAGAAUUAGGCAAGAGGAUGAUGCUGCUGCUACUAGCGCUGAUGCUCCAGAUGAUGAUCAAACUAUGGGAACAAUGCUAUACGAUCUAGUUGCCGAGACAAUGAGGACAGGAAACGAGGCUUCCCAGUCAAUUUCAGAAUUGUGGAACCCAGUUAUUGGAAACCUUGUUAACGUAGUUGCUAGAGCAACUAAUGGAUUUGAUCCAGACUAUUUGAUGGGUCAAGCAGGAUCAUUGCCAGCUUUAGAUGGGUCAUCCCCUCCAGAAGGUGAUACUUCAUAUGAUGAUGCUCCAGCUCCUACUCCUGCUCCAGAACCUACUCCAGAAGUAUAUGAUGAACCAGCUUCAGAUGAUGCUCCAGCCUCAGAUGACGCUCCAGCCUCAGAUGACGCUCCAGCUUCAGAUGAUGCCCCAGCCUCAGAUGAUGCCCAAGCCUCAGAUGAUGCCCCAGCUUCUGAUGAUGCCCCAGCCCCAGCUCCAGAAGGUGAAAGAAGACUUCAAUUAUCUCAAGACAACUCUCAAAUCCUCCAAGACGCUUUCGACCAGCUCCAAGAUCAAAUUAAUCAAGCAUUCAAUGAUUUCUAUCAACAAGUAUCCCCUCUCCUCCCAAGCCAAGACCAAUCAGCUUCUCCAGCUCAAGAUGCCACUGCUACAAGAAGACUUCAAUACUAAAUAUAUAUAAAGCUAAAAUUUGCCUUUA
Moneuplotes crassus is the source of this 777-nucleotide messenger RNA. The record is from the annotation of a GenBank genome assembly. Lineage: Eukaryota; Ciliophora; Spirotrichea; Euplotida; Euplotidae.